This is a messenger RNA of Xenopus tropicalis (tropical clawed frog), 3282 nucleotides long. RefSeq names its product tripartite motif containing 47 (gene trim47). Bases 556 to 2028 code for a protein of 490 amino acids. Gene Ontology annotation, biological process: antiviral innate immune response. The record is from RefSeq and is a predicted model, not a curated record. The transcript has 6 exons. NCBI's taxonomy places the organism in Eukaryota, Metazoa, Chordata, Amphibia, Anura, Pipidae. Gene Ontology annotation, cellular component: cytoplasm.
GGAGCAACAUCCAAGGGGUUGGGGAGCAACAUGUUGCCCCUGAGCCACUGGUUGGGGAUCACUGACCUAGACCCUGAAAAGAGAUGGGAAGAGUUCCAUUAAGGGUGACGACACACAGAGCUACUAGUAGCAGCUACUUGUCACGGCUAAUAGACAAUGCUGAUCAUUUACCGAUAACUCUCAUUUUCUGGGGUUUAGUGGCUGCUACUAAGUAGCUCAGUGUGUCUUCACCCUAAAGUAUCCAUUGACUUUGGCACUGCUCCUUAAUUACAGACUCAGCGCUGGAUUUAAUUGCUGCAAAUAUUAUGUAUUACAAUUAAAAGCGCACUGUGUAUGUUUUUACAAUAUUAAGCUAUUGUGUGUGCUGAUGUUAUUUAGUGCUAGAAGGAUUAGGUCCUGACCUAUUAUAGUGAGCUAAUAGGAUGUUUUUUCUCUGUAGUUGUUUGUGUUUUGGACAAGACUGGUGGCUUCCUGUAGGAAGUAAGUAGCUGGGGAGAGUUCCUUCCAUUGUCUUUUGGAUUUUCCGAUCCUGUCAGUGUUUGUACAGAACUUGACAUGGCCACAUCUUCUCUCCUGUGCUCGGAAUACUUACGAUGCCCAGUCUGCUUGGAUCUGUUUCGGGAGCCUGUCACCAUCCCCUGUGGCCACAGCUUUUGUCUGGGGUGCAUCAGGCAGUGCUGGUCACUACAAGGGUCCUCUAUAUCCUGUCCCCAGUGCAGAUGUCCCUUCCGCACAGAUUCCCCACCAAGGCUCUGCAAAAACAGUAUCCUCUCCCAGAUGGUGGAUGACUUCUCCAACCCCCAGGAGUCUAGUAAGAUAACCCCUGCAUCGUUCAAACCAUAUGGGAACGUCAAGGAGGACUUGGAGACAAGCCACCCUCAUAUCACUCAGGAGGAGGACCCCAAUAGAGCAAAUAGUGACAGCAUUGCAACACCCCCACUGUGCCGAAGAAACCCUGAAUAUGCCAACCGAUGGACUGCAAUGGUCAGGCAACGCAGGGAAGUGAGCAAGGGGUUCAGCGACAUGGUGCGUAUCCUGCAAGCUUCCGGAUUCCGACUCCUUCAGCUCGUGGAACAGGCAGAGAAUGAGAUGCUGGAGCAGGAAGACAGCCAAACAUUGAAGCAGGACGAAUUCAAAGAAAACACUGACACUAUGGAGGAAGGGCUCACCAUGACUGUGUUACCUCCUGCCCAGGUAAUACCUGGUGGCUCAAAAGACCAGGAUGAGCAAGAGUGCAGUACCAAAGAGAUCCCAUGGGUAUGGCUCUCUGAAGCCAUGGCUAAAUUCAAAGAGAGCUUGCUGGAACUGUGUGCUGAUCAGAUGGGACGCAUGGUGCAGCAGGUUCAGAGCACACAGACUGCCAGUUCUAUAAAGACACCAGAAGACUGGGGGAGCCCUUUGAUGCCGCUUAUUCCUCGGGUGCGGGCUGAAUUCAUUAAGUACUCCAGAGAUAUAACCCUCGACCCAAACACUGCCCAUCACAACCUGUCACUAAUGCAGGGUAACAGAAGGGUUUUAUGCAAACUGCAGCCUCAGGGCUACCCAGACAACCCUGGACGGUUCAAUCAUUACACGCAAGUGCUGGGCCAUGAACCACUGGGUCAAGGGCAGCAUUACUGGGAGGUCCAGUUGUCGGGCAACCGUGUCAGUCUGGGUGUGUCAUACGGUAGCAUCUAUCGCAAGGGGCACCAGAGUCACUGUCUGGCUGGGAGGAAUUCCCACUCCUGGUGUUUGGAGUGGACCAACACACGCUGUUACGCCUGGCACGAUGGACAGAGGAUACUGGUAGCCACAGGGCAACAGGAAUGUUUAGGUGUAUUUCUGGAUUGGGAUCGUGGGAGCCUUUCCUUUCAUGAGGUAUCCGAGGAUAUGCCUGUCCUUCAUCGAUUCCAUACAUCUUUCAUCGAGCCGGUCUAUCCGAUCUUCUUUGUUAGCUGGAAUUCCAUUGUGUCCGUAGGAGAAGCAGCCCAGUCUCGUCAAUGUGCCCAAAUCAAGCGCUUCCACAGGCAGCUAUCUGCCAACUUCUGAACCGCUCACUGGGAAUAACUUAUUAUAUGGCUGCGCAGAGGAUAUCCUGUCCCACAGAAGCAUCAUUGGGAACUUGACCCCCCUGAGGUCACCGUUUGCCUUCCAAAGACUGGCGGGCUCUCUGCCUACGCAGCUUGACAAAUGCAACUGCUUCUCGGUCUGAGCGGCGGCUUUCCAAAAUCUGCAAGAUCCGAUCUCCUGAGAGGGGAAGAUCAGUGAGUGAGAUAUUUCAGGACUGUUUUAUUGUACCUUAACACAAGAUUUUCCAUGGUAAAUCAAAUGCCGGAUUAGCUAUGCUCAGUGACUAAUUGCCUGCACUGUUGUAUAGAAUUGUAGAUGAAUGCAAUGGAAAGCUGAAUUUGGGCUUUUUUCCCAGCUGCUGCAAUGUUAUUAUUGGAGGAACUGUCCUCCAAUUAUAUCUGAUCUAAAGAUGGCUGGGAAUUAUAAAAAAAAAAAAUCUGCAUUAUUAAUUAAAUGUUAAUAUGUACAAGGGCCAAAGAAUUUGGUAAAUCCUAUUCCCCACCUCAAAGUAGCCAUAUGAGUGGAUCUUUAAGUGUAUGGCCAGCUUUGAACAUACCAGGGGUGCCUUUUUGCCUCCCCUGGUAAGGUGAUGCAAACUGUCACCUAAGGCAACAUUCUACCCUUGCCCCAUGGUUGGAGCUGCCCUCUAUGUGUGGUAACCAGACAUCCAUCGAGUCAGGCAUUGAACUCUAGUGUCUAUACUGUUUUGUUUUGAACAAGAAAAUUGUCCCCCCUUGUGUAUUGGGAAUGACAUAAGUGUGAUUUUGUGUUUUUAAUAUGUAUCAGUGUCCCUUUAAUAGUUAAUUAUCAGUAAACUUUAUUUAUCCUUUAUUUUCAAUGCAUGAACUAAGGUUAUUUUGGGCAGGAAACUUCAUUUAUCUGGGUGGUUGUAUUUAUUAAUAUGAACAGAAUUUAGUAGUUGAGGCCCAGGUAUGGUUUGUCACUAUAGAAUCUGACACUUGUUGGUCCGCUACGGUGAAAGGGCCACAGGUUUCUUGUGAAGUAAUCUGAACACAAUACACCCUAAUAGCCUUGGUUUUGUCUGGCAGGAAUAGGGAAACAGGGGGCAUUAAGCAACCUCACCAGUACAGCACAUUGUGUCAUUAAUCUGUUACAAUUGGCACAUAUACCCAUAACUAAUGGCCUCUUAUUAUGUCUUUGUAUUUAUUUGAGCUUUUAUUUAAAUAAAGGCAGAACCACAAUAAAUAUAGCAGAUGCGCUGAUUGUGCCACA